AUGAUGGACCGUGUGGAAUGCUCGGGCGUCUACAUUGACGACCGAGUCCGGUCGGAGCGAUGGGUGCGCAGGAACUCCAUCGCAGCCUCAACCACCUCAUCCACAUCUUUCACUGUACCGGAAGAACCCGAGGCUUUACAGGCCGAUAUAGAACAACUAAUGGAAGUGUGCAAAAAGAUCUAUCUAUGCCAGAGUGGAUCUUCCUUUGCGAAUAAACUUGCCGAGCUGAGCGACCGUUCAGGCAGCGACUGUACCCCGAUAUUUGCCUUCUUCGGCAUCGAUUACGGUGGCGACGAAUCAAAUGUCGCUCGACGAAAAGCCAGUCGGGCCUCGUGGAUGGAUAAUGGCCCCCCAUCGCCAGGCGCCAUUCAACGCACCUUCACCUUUUCAUCUCAUAAUGACGAAGCCCCCGGUGUCUCACUCCUUUCCGGCGUCUCCAAUGAUAUUCAAAUGCAGGAAGGCCCCAACCUGGUCAUUCCAGUCGCUAUCGUACGAACUUCCGGCCCAGAACCGUUGGAGCCCCCAGCCGAGACGACGAGCGACCCGCAAAACAAUCGUAACCCGGUAACAUUGGAACACAAGCAGAUCGCCCGUUGUCUCGAUGCCGGUGCGAUAGACGUUCUAAAAACACCGCUCGAUCGUUCCCGUAUUCAAGGUCUGGUCGUCCACGCCUAUCGCACUCGUCGCACAGCACAAAAGGAGAUGUCUCGGUUUUUGGCCCGGAAGAAGCUGCGGAAAACAUCUUGGGUGGGCGUGAAUAAUGAACAACCAUACGCCUAUUUACGGGAGGCCAUGGUGUCGAAGUUAAUGAAAGGAAUCUGCAACCCAGAGGACAUCAUUGACGAGUUUCAGCAACGCGAUCUUGAUAUCACGUCGGAACGGGAGCCCUUCAUCAAGGAGAAGAUUGGUAGCUGGGAUUUUUGCGCCCACGAAUUUUCUGAAGAUGAGCUGGUUUUUGCUGCUUGCCAGAUGCUCCAACAUGCUUUCACUCUUCCUGGACUAGAACAUUGGCACUUGACAUCGGGAGAGCUCCAGACCUUUUUACUUGCAUGUCGUGCAGCUUACAACUCCUUCGUUCUCUACCACAACUUCCGCCAUGCCAUUGAUGUACUGCAAUCGGUCUUUUGUUUCUUACUUCAUAUUGGAGCUUUGCCGCAUUACGGGCCGAUCGGACAGGCACCUGUCACUGAAAAAUCGCCCAUCGCCACUCUUCUCUCCCCCUUCGAUUCUUUAACUCUUCUGAUUUCAGCUAUUGGACACGAUGUUGGCCACCCUGGCGUUAACAACUUCUUCCUUGUCAAGCUCAAUGCUCCCCUUGCCCAACUUUACAACGAUAACUCUGUUCUGGAGGCAUUCCAUUGUGCCGCCUUCUCUCAAAUCCUUCGCCGUCAUUGGCCUGCGGCUUUCAAGGACAAGCAACUCCGAAAACUGUUAAUUAGCUCUAUUUUGGCCACUGAUAUGGGUGUGCAUCAAAAGUUUAUGGAGCGAAUGGGAACGUUACAGGAAAAGUAUUACGAGAGCGGAAAGGCUGUGGAUUGUUGGAAACCUCAAGAUGCCGAAAUGUACAAAACUCUUGUCUGUGGUCUUUUGAUUAAAUGUGCGGAUAUCAGCAACGUCGCCAGGCCGUGGAAUAUUGCGGAGAAGUGGACGCAGAUCUUACAGGAGGAAUUUGCGAACCAAGGCGAGAUGGAGAAAGAAGUGGGUAUGGAAACAGCGCUAUUUGGUGGUCCCCCGGAAUUGGGCAACAUCUAUAAACUUGCCACUGGCCAAAUUGGGUUCAUGUCAAUCUUUGCGCUUCCACUCUUUGAAGGUGUCUCUGAUCUACUGCCUCAGUUGGAAUUUACUGCGGAUCAUAUUCGCAGCAACAAGGGUCUGUGGCAGAAACAUGCCAACGAUGAACUACGGAAGCAAGGUUUGAGAAUCGAAGAAAACAACAAGGAGCAGGGAGUGUCACCCCGCUCUCAAAGCCCGGCUCGCACACCAAUUCCCAGUCCAGGUCUUAGCCCGGAGAAUGACGAUACUCCGACAGAGCCCAAGAAAGAAGGACCAGCCGAUCCACCAUCCUCGGGUUCUUCAAACUCAACAGUCUCGCAAGGCAAUGCCUACAACGAGAAUACUAUUGAGCCUGUUGUGUCUCCAGAUACCCCCGGUCCGCAAAUUGAGAUCACUGGAACCGCUGUAGCGCCUGAAAUCACCCAAUCACGGAAGUCUUCGUCAGCCAUGCCGGAUCUUUCCUAUUUCUCCUAUCCUCCGGCCGCGACUCAGUCAGCCCGGGGGCCAAGAGGAAUCCAGUUCCAAAACCAACUUACAGACGUCGAUGCUUCACCUGGGACCGACCCUGCUGUUCUAGCUGCUGUAUACUAUGCCAAUUCAUCCAAUGUUCAAAGUGGCAAUACCUCAGCACCUAACACCUCCGAGAAUGGCCAUGUUGUCGACUCCGCUACCGCCGCUGAGCGACCUGGGAGCUCCCGUCAAGCACCCCAGGGUUUCCAGCACCACACCCACCAUAGCUCAUCCGUUCGCACAUCUGGGCCGUCUAGUUCUAACCGCAACAGCUGUACGCGCACGCAAAGCAUCAGCGCAUACAGUAACAACAUGACGCCUAUAUCUCCCGUGACCAACGCAACCAGCUUCUUAGCUGUGGAUAGUGGUGAUGAAAAGCGUGUCUCCGACGACAGUGCGCCCCAGAGUGACGUUGGUGGUCCUGAUGAUAGUAGCACUCGGCCAAGUACCUCAUAUGCUUCUCAUGCAGGAGAUCAAGCUAGCAGCAAUUACAGUCCCGAUCGUAACUCUGGUCAUUCCCGAGCAGAGGACGUCAAGGACUUUCAUCAUUCUGCUGCUCUCAACGGCACUCGGAGCCCAACGCACUCUACGACAACAGGCGAAAGCAUCAAAAAUGAGCUUUCACACGGCAAUGGAAAUGGCAACGGCAACGGCAACGCAAACGGUGACCAUGGUGAACAUGGGAUUCGCAAACUUCCAAAGAAACGUAGUCGUCUUCGUCUCGCAUUCUGGAAGCGCCGUAACCACCACCAACAAGAGGUCCACGGCGAAAGCUGA
Penicillium angulare is the source of this 3060-nucleotide messenger RNA. It is a transcript of the gene pdeB, whose product is annotated as 3',5'-cyclic-nucleotide phosphodiesterase PDE2. The record is from RefSeq and is a predicted model, not a curated record. NCBI's taxonomy places the organism in Eukaryota, Fungi, Ascomycota, Eurotiomycetes, Eurotiales, Aspergillaceae. Gene Ontology annotation, molecular function: 3',5'-cyclic-nucleotide phosphodiesterase activity. The transcript is spliced from 2 exons. Bases 1 to 3060 code for a protein of 1019 amino acids. Gene Ontology annotation, biological process: signal transduction.